CCUCCCUCCUCUCCACCACACCACCACCACCACCACGCCGCCGCCGCAGCGAGGAGCUCGAGGAGAGAAGCGGCGGGAGUGGUUGUCGCGGGGAUCACCCGAGCCGCCCUAUCGAGCCGAGGCAGGGGAGGAGGUGGGGGGAGGAGGAGCGGCUGGUUGAUUUGAUUUGCUUCGAUGGUGCGGGAGACGGGGUACUACGACGUGCUGGGAGUGAGCCCGACGGCCACCGAGGCGGAGAUCAAGAGGGCGUACUACAUGAAGGCGAAGCAGGUACAUCCGGACAAGAACCAAAAUGAUCCGCUCGCGGCAGCGAAUUUCCAGGAACUGGGAGAGGCAUACCAAGUACUCAGUGAUCCAACACAGCGUCAAGCAUAUGACUCAUAUGGGAAAUCUGGUAUUUCAGCGGAAGCAAUAAUUGAUCCAGCAGCAAUUUUUGCAAUGCUGUUUGGUAGUGAGCUUUUUGAGGAUUACAUUGGUCAAUUGGCAAUAGCAUCCAUGGCUUCACUUGAUGUAUUAGAUGUGGAACAUAUUGAUGAAAGGAGGUUGCAAGAGCACAUGCAAGUUGUACAAAAGGAAAGGGAGGAGAAACUUGCAGAGAUGCUGAAAAAUAGAUUGCACAUUUAUGUUCAAGGAAACAAAGAGGAAUUUGUGCAACGUGCAGAAGCUGAGGUGUCCAGACUUUCUAAUGCAGCAUACGGGGUUGAUAUGCUGAGUACUAUCGGUUAUGUAUAUUCAAGGCAAGCUGCUAAGGAGCUUGGAAAGAAAGCUAUAUAUUUGGGGGUUCCAUUUAUAGCUGAAUGGUUCAGAAACAAAGGACAUUUUAUUAUAUCCCAAGUAACAGCUGCAACAGGUGCAAUAGCUCUUAUGCAGCUACAGGAAGACUUAAAGAAGCAUCUUAGCGCUGAGUGCAAGUACACCGAAGAGGAACUUGAAGCUUACAUGGAGACCCACAAAAGUGUUAUGGUUGAUUCGUUAUGGAAGCUUAAUGUCGCUGAUAUAGAAGCAACCCUAUCUCAUGUCUGCCAGAUGGUGCUUCAAGAUAGCACUGUGAGAAGAGAGGAACUGCGAGUUCGAGCUAAAGGAUUGAAAACUUUAGGGAAAAUAUUCGAGCGUGUUAAGCUCAGCUCUAGUGAGGGGGGAGUCACAGCAAUGAAUAACACAAUAAACAAUUCUGAUGACAAUGAUGGUAGUUCUCCUGACUCAUCACCAAAAUCUCCAAGAGAACAUCCAUAUGAUCCAAAUCCACCGUAUUACCAGAGCCCAUAUGUGGAGGCCCCUCAGUUUGGAGAAGGCUACUAUUCGUUCAACUUUCCAAUGCCUACGGCUCCCCCCGGUGCACAGAGGGAUCCAAUCCCAUGAUCUACGGGAUGCAGUGGACAUGUCAUCAUUUUGUACAAUAUUUUCCUCCUGGUAGAUGGUUGAUCGCAUGGUCUUGAUUUGUACCAGUCAUAGUAGAGUGCUGGUUUGUCCCCUCCUCUGCAUGCUUUCUUCUCCUCCUCCUCCUCCUCUAGUUGUGUAAUCAGUCAAUCAUAAUUCAUACACCAGCAAACGGCAGCAGCCUUUGUGGCGUGUACAGGCGAGUGUUGUGCAAAUUGCGCUGCUGUGAUGCUGCUGUUGAGACUUGAGACGGCAACAGAUCGGCAUUUGUUGUACAUGAACCAUCAGGAUCCAGGUAGUGCAUAGCCUCCAUCUAUCUGUCUAUGGGUGCAUAAUUGUUUUUGCCUAUGGCCCAUAUUUCUGCAUAUUUUCAUCUCUGAUGAAUCAUCUGUCUCAUGUAUUCUGGGGGUUGAAACCUGGAACAUUUCACAUUUAAUUGCAGUGUCAAAUUACUACUA
Molecule: messenger RNA, 1835 nt
Organism: Oryza brachyantha (malo sina)
Lineage: Eukaryota; Viridiplantae; Streptophyta; Magnoliopsida; Poales; Poaceae
Product: chaperone protein dnaJ 10-like
Exons: 10
Coding region: 175-1359 (394 amino acids)
Source: RefSeq, a predicted model, not a curated record